GAACAAAUUUAUAUGUUCUCCUUUUCCUCGCAAGCACCAACCGGCUACCGCGGCGCGCCCUGUACAAACAACCCCUCUUGUUCUUCCUUGUGAUUCAAUUCCUCCACACCUUUUCUGUGUUUCUUCUUCUCUUCCUCCCCACCUAAUAAUUUUCUACAGUUGCUACACCCUAGAAAGAUUACAUAAUUUCCGCAAGAGUAUAAACUUCCCUUCUCCUAUGGCCUCCUAUUCGACUUUCUUCCACCCACAUUCAGUCUUGGCACGUUUCAAAGCAAGAAGUUCUGUUCUAUUCAGCAUAUCCUAAACGGACAUAUACGCAGCAACAGAUAUGGACCUUGCAUCCGGUUCAUUUGCACAAACAGAAGAUCAGUUCUAUAUUCUGUACUUAAUCAUCGGCACUUACUUUGGACCUGAUCUCAAAGGAGAAAAGGCUAAGAAGUCUGCUUUGCGAAGGAUGUUUGAAGCCUGUCCCCCAUAUACUUCUAACCAAUUAGCUGGCACAUGCAUCCGGACAUCUGAAGUAGAGAGGCUUUAUUAUUACAUCCUCAGAGAGGCAGAUCAGUCUGUCAUUCUGCCACUACCUUUAUUUUACCAGUUCUUUCAUGGAAUUCAUCAUACUCCGAUACAAGGCUUUGCUGCAUCUUACCCUAAGUUCAGUGAGCUUUUCCCUCCUGGCUUACAUCACCUUGUACGCACUUUCAAUGGGUAUCAUGUUAUUGAAAACAUUGUAUUUGUCAAUGACCCUGAUGUAAGCUACAUCACUCCCAAGUGUUUGGAAAGGUACAAAAAGCUGACGGGUCUACAAAAUUUUCUCUUGGAUGGAGGUCUGUCUGGGCCAGAAGUUCUUCCCCUGCCUGCCCAUAAUGGAUCACUUACAUGUACACUGUAUGAUGAUAUCAGCGGGCAAUUUACUAGAAAUUCCUUGGACGGUCACUUAAAUGAUCCAAGUCCUUUAACAUGCCCUUCUAAUGGUCUAUCACAAUCAAAGACCACUUCUGUGGAGGCUAUGCUUGUCCUUCCAAUGCACCCUUCUGCGGAAGCGUUAAGUGACAUUGUCGUUGCCAACAAAAGGGGGUAUGCAAUAACUGGAAGUGCAGCAAGUGGGAAAAUAGGGCCAGUUCUAGGACUACUGGAUAUUGGAGAGUGUGAGGAUGCUUACUUGUUUCGUAUAUCACUUCCUGGAGUAACAAGAGAUGAAAGAGAGUUUAGCUGUGAAGUGGAGAAUGAUGGCAAUGUGAUAAUAAAGGGAGUGACAACAGGUGGGGAAAAAACGGUUCACAGGUACUCUCAGAUGUUUGAGAUGCAAACUCAGAACCUUUGCCCGUCCGGAUAUUUUUCUUUGUCUUUCAAGCUGCCAGGCCCCGUAAAUCCUCAAAAGUUUUCUGGUACAUUUGGUACCGAUGCAAUUCUUGAAGGAAUUGUUAUGAAAGCAGGACAGAACGAAGUGUAGCCAACUAUAAAUGCAAGUUACUAAUGUAGCAACUAGCUAGGUAUAGAGUAUAGUAUUAUGGAGUCUGCCUUUUAGAAUCAUAUAUCAGAUGAUGCACUGGUAUCAAAUCAUAUUACAUUUUUAUGUGCUUUUAAGAAUUUUAUCUCUUUAUUUUUGACUUCUUUGAAAAAUAUUUGACCUUGACUCCCGAUGCCAAAUGAAUGUCGGCCCUAGAGGUCUACAACCUUAAUGGAGGUUAUUCCCAUUUAAAAAUGCACGCCAAACGGCC
Messenger RNA from Cuscuta europaea, 1718 nucleotides. The record is from the annotation of a GenBank genome assembly. NCBI's taxonomy places the organism in Eukaryota, Viridiplantae, Streptophyta, Magnoliopsida, Solanales, Convolvulaceae.